Messenger RNA from Colletotrichum chrysophilum, 471 nucleotides. RefSeq lists its product as uncharacterized. The record is from RefSeq and is a predicted model, not a curated record. NCBI's taxonomy places the organism in Eukaryota, Fungi, Ascomycota, Sordariomycetes, Glomerellales, Glomerellaceae. Bases 1 to 471 code for a protein of 156 amino acids. Gene Ontology annotation, molecular function: oxidoreductase activity, acting on NAD(P)H. The transcript is spliced from 2 exons.
AUGGUGUUAUCAUAUGGAGCAGAGCACACAUUUGACUACAAUAGCGCAUCUUGUGCAGCUGACAUACGGUCUUACACCAAAACUACACUUCACUAUGUCUUGGAUACCAUCGUGGACCCAAAGUCUAUCGUAGUCGCGGACAAGGCCAUGGGACGUUCUGGUGGUAGAUACGCUGGGCUUGAGGCUCUGCCUGAAGACGUGCUUGGUGGCACUGGCAGCACUCGAAAGACGAUCAAGUGGACGUAUGUCAUGGGUACCAGCAUGAUCGGCAGAGAGGAGGGUCUUACGGGGCCCUAUUACAGCAAGCCACGGCCCGAGAAGCGUGCUUUUGGAAAGUGGUGGUUCCGUACUGUUGUCCAAGAACUCAUGGAUAAAGGGUUACUGAAGCCCCAUCCAGUGAAGCUGAUGGACGGGGGGCUAGAGGCUGUUCCUGGAGGAGUAAAGCUGUUGCAAGAGAAGGCACCUCUGUGA